AUGGCGGCCCCGAAAGAACAAACAGAGGCGCAAAUAGCCCACCAAGCCCUCCUCGACGAGCUCGACAUCCACUCAAUCCACAAGAGCUUCCGCAACCCGUCCUGGCGCCCCAACCAGCGUCGCAACAAGAACAUCAAGACUAUCCUCGGUGACGCCUCUCGACGCGAGGCCUCGGCCAUGGCCACCCCUCAACAAGACGACAGCGGCGCGGGCACCCCAGCGGCCGGUCAGCAGGACGAUGGACUCUCUACGAGCGGUACAUCGACGCCUGCGAACGGCAAGGAUGCCAACACAUCAGGCCUGCCGCCGAAUCUGGCCCAGGCCUCGCGCAGCCUGUCGAAACUCGUCCUCGAAAAGAGUUUGCGUCCCAACGGAGGAGCUUCGGCGCCCAGUGUCACAUACACCAACAUCGAGUCGGCACCGUCGCUGGCACACGGCAAGCGGUACUGCGAUAUCACGGGCCUGCCUGCGCCGUACCUCGACCCCAAGACGCGCCUGCGAUAUCACGACAAGGAGGUGUUUGGGCUCAUUCGAAGCCUGCCUCAGGGCGCGGCAGAGCAAUACCUGGAAGCCCGAGGAGCGCAUACCGUCCUCAAGUAA
Molecule: messenger RNA, 600 nt
Organism: Colletotrichum karsti
Lineage: Eukaryota; Fungi; Ascomycota; Sordariomycetes; Glomerellales; Glomerellaceae
Exons: 1
Coding region: 1-600 (199 amino acids)
Biological process (GO): chromatin remodeling
Cellular component (GO): Ino80 complex
Source: RefSeq, a predicted model, not a curated record